This is a messenger RNA of Geodia barretti, 276 nucleotides long. The record is from the annotation of a GenBank genome assembly. Lineage: Eukaryota; Metazoa; Porifera; Demospongiae; Tetractinellida; Geodiidae.
AUGUCGUCGGUCGAGUCCGAGCAGGAAACUAAAGCAAUUGAAGACCUCUCUUUCGAGGAGGCUCUGGCACUGUUGGAUGAGACGGUAGACGCGCUGGAGUCGGGCUCGUUGACGCUGGCGCAGUCGAUGGCGAUGUACGAGCGGGGGAUGAAGCUGGCGCGUGUUUGCAACGAGAUGCUGACAUCGGCUGAAAUGAGGAUCACGCGAAUCCGGACCGCAUACGGGGAGCAGAUGCGUAUGGUCGAUAGUGACGACGAUAUGGAAGUCGGGAGCUAG